AUGGUGAUGAUGAGUCCAAUGAGUGGGCCAGCUCGACACGCUCUCGUCCCUCGAUUUGUCAAGACACUGGUGGCUACGUCCAAGAGAAAACCCAUUCAAAAAUCGUCACAAACGCUCGGUAAACGGCGACUUCAAGCCAGAGCUGCGGCAGCUGCACCAAGCAACACUCCAUUCCAGCGUAUAUCGCUCUCCUCUGUUAAUGAGGAUGAGCUGCAAGUCAUCACCACCACUCUCGUCGACGCGAACUUCGAACAGUAUCAAGAAUUUGACGGCGUAGACUCCAAAUUUUGGAAACUCGUUCAGAUAAAGAACCACAUUCGACUGUAUACCGAGAAACGACGGAAGCAGCAAGCCGAUUCUGGACCAGAUUUAUACUCAAUGCUCUGCGUUGGGUCAAUUUCCGGUGCUCUCGACGACCUAAUGUCUGGUACUGUCAAGCGAGCCAAUGAUCCCAGUGGCGCUGCAUUGCUUUCUACUGUCCAAGAACCGACUAUGGAAGACCCUGUCCAGUCUAUCACACUUAAGUGGAUGGACUUGGAUGUGCGUCGUCGAACAAUGGGGAUCGUUAAGAACCGCGACUACGUUUACGUCGAAGCUACAGGUAUCAAGUACCUACCUAGCGGUGGACGUGUGGGGUACCAUUUCAUGCACUCGGUGGACAUUCCAGAAACCCACAGCUUACCAGACCGAGUUGGAGUAUCACAAGAGGCGUCACGCUGUCGGCUGAUUCUGUCAAUACAAACUACUCAGCUGCUACGCAGUACCUAUCAAGCCGCCAGCCAAUACCUCAAGAACGUGCUGGACGCUAAGGACGACCCUCUACAGCAGCAGAAGAUCAAUGCUUGGAUGGUCAUGGACACAGCCCUUCGCACCCAGAUCAAGGAUGGCUCCCUCGGUGUGCUGCAGUCCAACGACCCUGUGACUCCCCACACGAGCGCCCAGCUCGUGGCCAAGAUCGGCAGCAUCGAGCUGCUACAGAAGGCCACGCUCGAGUGUCUAGGAUACCUUUGUGACGAGUUGGAGGAAGGUGCCAUCGACGAAUAG
This is a messenger RNA of Phytophthora infestans T30-4, 1044 nucleotides long. RefSeq lists its product as uncharacterized. The transcript is spliced from 5 exons. The record is from RefSeq and is a predicted model, not a curated record. Lineage: Eukaryota; Oomycota; Peronosporomycetes; Peronosporales; Peronosporaceae. The coding region runs from base 1 to 1044 and encodes 347 amino acids.